CCCAGCUGGUGCUCCCUGCCCUCUCACAAUUGGAACUCGCCGAAAGCAGCCAAAUAGAGAGAUAGGACAAAGAAGCCUCGCCCUUACUACGAUUUGAGUCGUGGAAAUACACCAACUCACCGAAUCCUACAGCCUGCGAUUUUGUUGUUAUUGACGAUUUGGAAGCUUGUCGACGUGGUACUAUCGUAGUUGAACAGUCCCUAGACUGAACUUGGUGACUUCCCGAAAAGAAUAGUCUGCUUGGUGGGGCAUUUUUUCACCUUGUCUGCUCUGGCUGAACCCCACCACUGUUUGCGGCGCACAAAAUCUCAAAACUUGACGGCAGAAGAUCCAGUCGCCCCGUGGCAGCGCAACAUCAAGAGAACGCAGCCCAUUUUCGCAGAGGCUUUUACGAGAAACAAAUUGAUCUUCGCAGCAUGGCGCCGUCAUUCGACCAUUUGCGCGAGGAAGAUCUCGACGAGGAGGAUUUCGAUGUUGACGAUGUGGAUAUUUCUGAUCUCCGGGAAAAAUACGAAGUCCAGCUCGAGCAGGGCUACGACACCUUUGUUGUGAUCGAUGGACUGCCGCAAGUCGACGAGCAACAGAAACCAAAACUCAUCAAAUUCCUGCUGAGAAAGCUAAACACGGUCGGUCGGACUAGCGAGGAUGCCAUCUUCAUGCCCAUGGGCGAUGAUGGAAUGUCAUUGAGAUUUGCCUUUGUCGAGUUUUCCUCCCCCGCGGAGGCGGCCGCCGCGGUGCGGCAGCUUGAUCAAGUGCCACUUGAUAAGAAGCACACCAUGCGCGUCAACAAGCUCACUGACAUCGACCGGUAUGGGCGGGAAGGACGAGUAGAAGAGGAGUAUACCCCGCCGAAAAUUGAAGAGUUCCAAGAAAAGGAGCAUCUCCGUUGGUUUUUGGCGGACCCCAGUGGACGCGGCAGAGACCAGUUCGUUAUGUUCAGGGGGGACACUGUGGGCGUCUUCUGGAACAAUGAGAAGGACCAGCCCGAGAAUAUCGUUGACCGGCAACAAUGGACAGAGACCUUUGUUCAGUGGUCACCGUUGGGAACCUAUCUCACUUCUGUACAUGCGCAAGGUGUACUUCUGUGGGGCGGCGCAUCGUGGUCUAGGCUUCGGCGAUUCGCCCAUCCCUUCGUCAACCUAGUCGCCUUCUCGCCCAACGAAAAAUACCUAGUCACUUGGUCGAACCGUCCGAUCGCCAUCCCCGACAGCGGGCAUCCUGCCCUGUCUAUCGACGACGAUGGCAAGAACUACGUCAUUUGGGACAUAGAGACGCAGAAGCCCUUGCGGUCCUUUGCCCAACUUGAUACACCCGCCGGCGAAGAGCAAGGCCCCAAGAAGCCACCCAAGUUUCCGUGGCCCGCGUUCAAGUGGUCUGCCGAUGAUAAAUACGUGGCAAGGCUUAAUCAGGGCACCUCUAUCUCGGUAUACGAGCUUCCGCGAAUGAAUCUGCUUGACAAGACCACGGUUAAGAUCGAAGGAGUGAUGGACUUUGACUGGGCGCCAGCCACUCCGAAACGGGAUGGUGUCAAGACAUACGAGCAGCUGUUUUGCUUCUGGACCCCCGAGAUUGGUAGCAACCCUGCCAGGGUCGGGUUGAUGAGCAUUCCCUCCAAAGAGAUUGUCCGGUCUUCGAAUCUCUUCAGCGUCUCGGAUGCCAAGCUGCACUGGCAAUCGGAUGCGUCAUAUCUCUGCGUCAAGGUUGACCGGCAUUCCAAGUCCAAGAAGUCACAAGCCACGACGCUUGAGAUCUUCCGCAUCAGGGAGAAGGGCGUACCCGUCGAAGUGGUCGACACGAUCAAGGACACAGUCAUUAACUUUGCCUGGGAGCCCAAGGGCGAUCGGUUUGUCAUCAUCACAACAACGGAGCCGGUUGGCGCUACAGCUGUGCCCCCUAAGACAGCAGUUUCCUUCUUUUGUCCUGAAAAGGCAAAGGGCAACGCGGUUGGCAAUUUCAAGCACCUGCGAACGCUCGAAAAGAAAAACAGCAACGCCAUCUACUGGUCACCAAAGGGCAGAUUCGUCGUUGUUGCCACGGUCGCCAAUCAACAAAGCUCGGAUCUGGAUUUCUUCGACCUCGACUUUGAGGGCGAGAAGCCGGAGUCGGAGAAGGACCUGAAGGCGAAUCUGCAGCUGAUGAAUACAUCAGAACACUAUGGAAUGACUGACGUCGAGUGGGAUCCGUCGGGUCGCUAUGUCGCUACCUGGGCGUCAGCCUGGAAGCACUCGAUGGAAAACGGCUACCACCUGUACGACUUCAAGGGUGAACAGCUGCGCGAGGAACACAUUGAGAAGUUUAAGCAGUGGGCGUGGCGCCCACGCCCGCCAUCGUUGCUCACCAAGGAGGAGCAGAAGCAGAUCCGCAAGAACCUGCGUGAGUACUCGCGCGUGUUUGAGCAGGAGGAUGCCGAGCGCAUCACGAGCGCCGAUGUGGCCGUGGUCGAGCACCGGCGCCGCGUGCUCGACGAGUGGUACGCGUGGCGCGACGCCAUGGAGAAGGAGCUCGCCGAGGAGCGUGCCGCGCUGGGCCUGCCCGCCGAUCCCGUUGGCGAGCUGCUCAGGGCCAAGGCGGCCGAGAUUGCCCCCGACGGGCAGGAGCAGGUCAUUGAGGAGAUUAUGGAGGAGGUGCUGGAGGAGACGGAGGAGAUUGUCAACUAAUUAGACAAGAAAGGGAUCUGAUUUGUUCUUGAGCCUGCAAUCUACCCAUCUCCGCACUGCUUCUUGCUCAUCUCAUCAGUGCGUCGAGUCGAUCUUAACCAAGAAUUACACUGGGAAUAACUACUAGUGUUAAAGGGGGAUCCGACAGUCAGGGUCCUUUGCUUUUUUCUUUCUUGUUGUCACCAGGGUUCACGAUUACGAGGCCGAAAGUGGAAAAGAAGAGAUGAAUCCAAGCCAAGGCUCUAGUUGGGCGGCGUGUCGUCCGCGCAUCGCCCGCGUAUCGCCCGCGCAUAGUCCGCGCAUAGUCCGCGAACAGUGUAAAUGGGCCACCGUGUACGGAGGUAAAUGAUCGGCGGUUUCCAUCAGGGGGUUUCCAGAAGUCUAUCUGUACAGUACAUGACUGGUGCUUAUGCUGAAGUGUGU
Molecule: messenger RNA, 3080 nt
Organism: Canariomyces notabilis
Lineage: Eukaryota; Fungi; Ascomycota; Sordariomycetes; Sordariales; Chaetomiaceae
Product: translation initiation factor eIF-3b
Exons: 3
Coding region: 417-2657 (746 amino acids)
Biological process (GO): translational initiation
Cellular component (GO): eukaryotic translation initiation factor 3 complex
Molecular function (GO): translation initiation factor binding; translation initiation factor activity; RNA binding
Source: RefSeq, a predicted model, not a curated record